Miniopterus natalensis is the source of this 1056-nucleotide messenger RNA. Its product is annotated as olfactory receptor 1J4-like. Lineage: Eukaryota; Metazoa; Chordata; Mammalia; Chiroptera; Miniopteridae. Gene Ontology annotation, molecular function: G protein-coupled receptor activity; olfactory receptor activity. Gene Ontology annotation, biological process: G protein-coupled receptor signaling pathway. The record is from RefSeq and is a predicted model, not a curated record. Gene Ontology annotation, cellular component: membrane.
AUGAGGCCUGAGAACCAGAGCAGCGUGUCCGAGUUCCUCCUCCUGGGGCUCCCCAUCCAGCCAGGGCAGCAGGGCGUGUUCUUCACCCUGUUCCUGGGCAUGUACCUGACCACGGUGCUGGGCAACCUGCUCAUCAUCCUGCUCAUCAGGCUGGACUCUCGCCUGCACACGCCCAUGUACUUCUUCCUCAGCCACCUGGCCUUCUCUGACAUUUCUGUCUCCUCCGUCACUGUCCCAAAGAUGCUCAGGAACAUGCAGACUCAGCAACAAUCCAUCUCCUAUGUGGGAUGCAUUGCUCAGCUGUACUUUUUCAUACUUUUCAGUGGUCUUGACAAUUUCCUUCUGGCAGUGAUGGCAUAUGACAGGUAUGUGGCCAUCUGUCACCCUCUGCACUACACCACCAUCAUGACAAAGGAGCUGUGCACACUGCUGGUGGCUGGCUCUUGGGUUCUCUCCUAUGGCAGUGCCCUGUUGCACACCCUCCUCUUGGUCGGACUGUCCUUCUGUGCUGACAAUACCAUCACCCACUUCUUCUGUGACCUCGCUGCCCUCCUGAAGCUGAGCUGCUCUGACAUCUCCCUCAAUACGCUGGUCAUCUUCACCGAGGGAGGAAUGCUUUCCUUCCUGCCUUUGGCUAUUGUUUUGGGCUCAUAUAUCCGCAUAGGGGCCAUCAUCCUGAGGGUCCCCUCCACUAAGAGACUCUUUAAAGCCUUUUCCACCUGUGGCUCCCACCUCUUUGUGGUGUCUUUAUACUACGGGACACUUGCAGGUGUUUAUUUUUUCUCCUCUUCCUGGGAUUCCAAGGACAUAGCUGCUUCGCUCAUGUAUGCGGUAGUCACCCCCAUGCUGAACCCCUUCAUCUACAGCCUGAGGAACAGAGAUAUGAAACAGGCUCUAGAACUGUGUGUCCAUAGGGUUAAGUUCUUUAAGCGGCAACCACUAAAUCCUCUUGUUGCAGUCAGGAGNCAGGCCUUAGAACUGUGUGUCCAUAGGGUUAAGUUCUUUAAGCGGCAACCACUAAAUCCUGUUGUUGCAGUCAGGAGCACGGUGAGAUAA